UCGCAUAGUCCUCGCGCUUGCGCACGCCACCGCGUCGCAGAAGGAAUACGACGCGAGCAGAUUCGCGAGCUCGCCUUGUUUUUGACCGUGCGGAGACAGUGUACAAAAUAUCCACGGGGAAAAAAGCAAAGUUGAAACAAAUACAUCUUUAGCGAGGCCAUUUGAAGUUCAUAUCCGGCGAAUCAAGACUGUAGGCAGCACAUAUAUAUGGGAAUACGAACAUGGUGUAAAAAAUGUUAUGACCGGAGGCGAGGUGGGCAUGCGAUAAGGAAGGCUACCACGCCAGACCCCUGCCCCUCGGAUAAAGAAGAGCGUAUGUGAGUGUGCGUGUGUGUCUAUGUGCGUAUGCGUGUGCGAUAUUAUUUCUUCAGUGACGGAUUGGGUUGCUAAAGCGGACUAGCAAUAAGACAUUCCGAAGAUGCUGAAGAGGUGGUCCGCAGCAACGCCAUGCAGCAGCUCUCUCUCCGCCGUCAUGCUCAUCCUCGUCUUGCCAAGGUGCAUGCUCUCAGUCUGUGCCGACAAAAACCUGGUGAGCAAAGAGGACUACUACAGUGCCACGGUGAACGCCACAGUCUUGGACCUCAAAGGCAACCCUAAACAAAUGCUCACGAAGGACGACGGGAGGUACGGGCAGAAUUCCCCCAAAACGGAAGCCAAGGGAAUCGUGAUCGCACCUGCGCCGGUGAAUGGAGUGGUGGACCUACAGGGAUGCUGUCAGAACACGCGCUUCGUGGUGCCUCCUCGCACCAGCCAGUGGGUGGCGCUGCUCCAGCGGGGCAAGUGCACCUUCAAGGAGAAGAUCCUCAAGGCAGCUGCCUUCAAUGCCUCUGCCGUCCUCAUCUACAACAACAGCUCCAAAGAGGACACCGUCACUAUGGCCCACGAAGGCACGGGUGACACGGUGGCGGUGAUGAUCACCGAGUCGUAUGGAAAGGAGCUGCUGUCGCUGCUGGAGCGAAACCUGACUGUGCUGGUGUCUGUGACGGUGGGCUCGCGCGGGCCGCCCAAGAACAUCAACCGCGGCUCGCUAGUCUUCGUCUCCAUCUCCUUCAUUGUGCUCAUGAUCAUCUCGUCUGCCUGGCUUAUCUUCUACUUCAUACAGAAGAUCCGCGACACCAACGCGCGCGACCGCAGCCAGAGGCGGCUGGGAGAUGCAGCCAAGAAGGCCAUCGGAAAGCUGACCACCAGGACUGUGAAGAGAGGAGACAAGGAGACGGACCCGGACUUCAACCACUGCGCAGUGUGCAUUGAGGGCUACCAGCUUAAUGACGUGGUCCGCAUCCUGCCCUGCAAGCACGUCUUCCAUAAGAUGUGUGUGGACCCUUGGCUGAACGAGCACUGCACUUGCCCCAUGUGCAAACUCAACAUCCUCAAAGCCCUGGGCAUCAUGCCCAACCUGCCUUGCGUGGACAACGUGGCGUUUGACAUGGAUCGGAUACCACGCAGUCAGACCUCCAGCCAGCGGACGGCGCUAGUGGACCUGUCCAGCGAGACCACCAUCAGCCUGGAGCCGCUGCGCCACUCUGGCACCUCACAGAUCUCCUCCGAGGGAGAGGUCACCCCGCGCACUGGAGAAAUCAACAUCGCUGUUACCAGUGGACAUUUUUUCAACCGAAAUUCUCUGUCACCACGAAAUGUCGUUUGUGAGAUGGAGCUUCCUGAUAUUCAGGCCUCCCUGGACCUGUACGACGAGAACAAGUCGUGAGAUUCAGACUGGUACCCCAGCCCUUCACAACACCCCUAGACCACCUCGAUUCCCAACCCAACUCCGCCAUCGUACCUCUUCAAUUCGUCCCUGCAUUCCCCCGUCUGGUGAUAAGGCCUCAACAGGAUGACAAAGAAAAACCCGACACCGACAACAGCAAACUCGGACUUUCUAAGAGUGCAGAAUGUAACUGCUAAGACCAUGAGGUGGUUUGGGGCUGGUUUUGUUCACCCGAACGGGAUUCAGCCUUAUCAAACACACUCAAAACUCCUCUACAAACACAUAGCUGAAGAUUUUUCGACCUCUCUUCUUCUCUAGAAUACUUUUUCUUUGUUCGCAAAAGACUCGUUUUCUGUAUUCUGUUCCUAGGUGAGGGUACUGUUGAAAGUGACCUUUGAGUUCCUCUUGCUCCAUACAUCAGUUCCAAAAACAAAACAAAACAAAAUCAGCUCUUGGAUUUUUGUUUGUGUGUUUUAAAAGCUUCUUGCCUCUGUGUACCUUAGUAAUUGAUUGUCCUCACUCUCUCUCUCCCUCCCUUCCCUUCCUUCUCUAUCCAAAAAGAAGCUCUUUGUUUUUACUGAUGGCAGUGUUAAGAAAAAGGAUGCAAAAAAGCAGACUGAGACUGUGUCUAUGGGCCAGCUGGCUGUAUUGUAUUUUGUGUGAUGGUGAUGACGGGGGGCCUUGCCAAGUUGACUCGUGUGUACUUGGCCAACCUCUCUCCACUCUCUCUAUUCUACUCAUUUUUCGAGAUGAAUGGAGGGGAACAGGGACAUCACUAAUAACUAGAAAUCAGCAUUUGGGACUCUGAACAAACAGCAUUACCCCCUCCCCCUUAGCAACAUCAGAGUUUCUCUAUAUAUAUAUAUAUAUAUAAAAGAAAAGCAUUUUAAAUGUGUAUUUAAAGAGAUGCUAAUGAAAUACCCUCAGUGAGUAUGAAUCUCCAGUGUGUCUCCUAUAUGGGGACUUAGUGUAUAUAUAUAUAUACGGUAUUUGCAUAUAUACAUAUAUAUAUAUGUAUGACUAUAUAUCUCAAGUGGCCUCUACGCACUGUUUGUCCUUCUCGUCGUUCCCGGAGAAUGGGGUGGAAGGGAGUCCUCUGUUCCAUGCUGUCUCUUUGUGUUCCUGUCUUUGUAUCUGAUUUUGGGAUGAACUUGUGACCUGCUCAACAUUGGUCAUGGUUGUGGGCUAAACAUGUUACAUACUGCCUCAGCAUUAAACUUCUUAUAAUUGCCUA
Molecule: messenger RNA, 2939 nt
Organism: Alosa alosa (allis shad)
Lineage: Eukaryota; Metazoa; Chordata; Actinopteri; Clupeiformes; Clupeidae
Gene: rnf130
Product: ring finger protein 130
Exons: 9
Coding region: 419-1705 (428 amino acids)
Source: RefSeq, a predicted model, not a curated record